Molecule: messenger RNA, 4009 nt
Organism: Cucurbita maxima (winter squash)
Lineage: Eukaryota; Viridiplantae; Streptophyta; Magnoliopsida; Cucurbitales; Cucurbitaceae
Product: kinesin-like protein KIN-7E
Exons: 16
Coding region: 802-3873 (1023 amino acids)
Biological process (GO): microtubule-based movement
Molecular function (GO): microtubule binding; ATP binding; microtubule motor activity
Source: RefSeq, a predicted model, not a curated record
GAUUAACACCUAACCCCGGAAGUCGACGCCAUAACCAUUCCAACGCCGUCUCUUUCUUCCUAUCAUCUCCACCUCAUAACGCAGACCCACUGUAAUAUCCAGAUCUAGAACACACGGUCAUAGAAAAACGGAAGACAGAGACUGCUUCCAUUCUCGCUCAGACCUCUUUUUCAGUGCCUGUAACAGUUCCAGUACCCCACAGCUUGUGAUCUUCCUUCUCUGGAUUCGACAUUCUUUCAGUUCAGUUUCACUCGACUUAUACUGUUUUUUCAAUUUCUGUUUUUAUUUUUCUCUACUUGUUGCAUGAUUCUAGCUGGAAUUCGGUUUUCUGUUCUUGUUUAGCCUAGUUUCUAUGUUUCUGCUUUGGAUUUGUAACAGAGGAUCGGUUUGGUGUAAAUUUCUGGACGGAAGUUUCUAUCUACUCAACCAUUUGCUCCGUUUCUUCGGUCUACGUUGAAAUGGUCAAGUUUGACUUCACGGUUUUCGAUUUGUUUUCAAUUGCGUUAGUGUAGCUAGAAGAGGAGAAACCAAGUUCCAAUCGUAUUUACGGGAAUCGAAGCUGGAACUUCCUCUGCCUCCACAUCGUAACGAGUAUUAUCGUGGUUGUGAAGAUUUUUGCGGAGGCCACAAACAUUCCUUGAAGUUGAUUGUAGAAUAUUCGAAGCUGAGAUUAAAGUUUGUUGGUGCAGAUCAUUGAGGAGGCAGGGCAGUGAGGUUCUGUCGGCCCUACUGCUCCAUAAGGUCCUAACAUCACUUGUUAUUGAAGGUUUACGGUGUUGAAGCAAGAGGAGACGGCGAGAAAUGGGCGCUGGUGGUGGCGAAGAGCUAAUAAUGGAAGAGACAAGUGGACGUGAAGAGAGAAUUUUGGUAUCAGUUCGUCUGCGCCCUUUGAACGAGAAGGAGGUUUCAAGGAAUGAGGUCUCGGAAUGGGAAUGCAUCAACGACAACACUGUUAUAUUCCGGAAUGCGCUUUCGCUGGCUGAACGCUCCGUGUAUCCAUCCGCGUAUACAUUUGACAGAGUAUUCGGUUGCGAUUGCUCAACACGGAAGGUCUAUGAGGAGGGUGCCAAGGAAGUUGCUCUUUCCGUUGUCAGUGGACUUAACUCAACUAUUUUUGCUUAUGGACAAACAAGCAGUGGGAAAACGUACACCAUGAGUGGAAUUACGGAUUACGCUAUGGCAGAUAUAUAUGACUACAUAAAGAAGCACUCGGAGAGGGAAUUUCUUUUGAAAUUUUCUGCCAUUGAGAUAUAUAAUGAAUCUGUGAGGGACCUCCUUGGUUUAGACAACACUCCCCUUAGACUCCUGGAUGAUUCAGAGAGGGGAACCACGGUUGAGAAACUCACAGAGGAAACUCUGAGGGACAGGAAUCAUUUUAAACAACUUUUAUCUCUUUGCGAAGCUCAAAGGCAGAUAGGGGAGACAUCUUUGAAUGAAGCAAGCUCCAGAUCUCAUCAGAUUCUUAGAUUGACAAUUCAGAGCUCAGCUCGUGAAUUCUUAGGCAACGGCAAGUCGAGUUCUCUCACAGCUACUGUGAAUUUUGUCGAUCUGGCUGGAAGUGAACGUGCAUCUCAGUCGUUAUCAGCUGGUGCACGUCUGAAAGAAGGUUGUCACAUAAAUCGUAGUUUGCUUACUCUUGGGACUGUUAUUCGUAAGCUCAGUAAGGGAAGAAAUGGACAUAUUCCUUUCAGGGAUUCGAAGUUAACUCGUAUAUUGCAAUCUUCCUUGGGAGGCAAUGCUAGAACUGCGAUCAUCUGUACCAUGAGCCCUGCUCAAAUCCAUGUUGAGCAAUCAAGAAACACACUCCUUUUUGCCAGUUGUGCUAAAGAAGUUGUUACUAAUGCUCAGGUAAACGUAGUUGUGUCUGAUAAGGCUCUAGUGAAACAAUUGCAAAGAGAAUUGGCAAGAUUGGAAAGGGAGUUAAGAAGCUCUGGACAAACUUCUGAAAGACCUGAUAUCGCAUUAGUUAGAGAAAAAGAUCUCCAGAUUGAAAAGCUAAAAAAGGACUUAAGUGAGCUUACCAUGGAACGAGACCAUGCUCAAUCUCAGGUUAAGGAUCUCCUUAAAAUGGUUGAAGAGGAUAAAUCUUCAAUGACAUCGCCAGAUUUGGAUGAUCAGUACCCAAGAUUACGGGCGCGGUCUUCCUGGGACUUCGAUAGUCGCCCAUCUGAGACAACAGUAAUGAUAGAUUCUCAAAUCCUCGGUGAUGUUUCUGGAUCUUUUGACGCAUCUCAGUAUUCAGGUUUACAGAGCACUGGUUCUGAUGAUCAUUUUGUGCAUCUUGUUGAAGUUAAAAAGGACAUCCUGCUAGGUAAACCCCCUCCACAAGUAUCAUCGAUAGUUCCCUCUUUGGUUGAUGAUACCCAACCAUAUAUGGAGGAGGUAGAAGAACUGCCCUGUGAGAACUCCGAGGAUAUCUGCAAGGAAGUGCGAUGUAUUGAGAUGGAAGAAUCAAGUAUGAAUAGAUACUUAGUUUCUACCACGUCAGAUUCUAGCCCAGAAAGAUAUGUUGAUUCUACCACUCCGUCUCCUGUCACAACAACCUCGAACGUAGCUGAUAAAGGGCAAAGUAACAAAUGGAAAUUAGAAUCAUACCCUGCAGAAGAAGAUAGCAAGCCUAACAACUUCAGUCCCUUCUAUGUAAUCCCAUCACCAGAGAAACCUUCUCCAUGGAAUAUAGAGAAAGAUAUGAGUAAUUCUGGACGAUUAAAUCCAAUAGAAUCGUACCCUGCAGACGAAGAUAGCAAGCCUAACAACUUCAGUCCCUUCUAUGUGAUCCCAUCACCAGAGAAACCUUCUCCAUGGAAUAUAGAGAAAGAUAUGAGUAAUUCUGGACGACUAAAUCCAACUAGGAGUAGAAGUUGUAAUGGCAGUUUUAUGAGAACCUUAUCUACAGAGAACAUCAAGGAAAUCCAGAGCACACCACCAAUUUGGUUUGGAGAAGACUUCAUAGGGAGACCUGAGAGUUUCCAUGCUCCAUUGAAAUAUGAUGUUGAGACUGAGCGGUCGUCAGUAACUUAUUCUCAAACUUCCCAGAUGAGUGCUUCCAUAGACGAGCAUUGUGAACAGAAUCUUGAAGUUUUAGAAGACGACAAAAGUGAUGUGACCACUCCAGCUACAGACCUAGAACAUGACCAGAUAUCCAACCUUGAGAGAAUAAAUCAACUUCUUGAUAUAACAACGCAGAUAUCCAACCUUGAAAGUGAAAAGCAUCUUCUUGAUGCAGCGGCGCUUGGGGAUAAACCAAAGCCCUUUGAACCUACGAAGAACGUGGAAGAUGUAGGCGUGGAUCCAAUCCAUAAUGACACGAUAAGUCCUUCAGAAUGGCCUUCGGAAUUCAGAAGGCUUCAAAAGGACAUAAUUGAAUUGUGGCAUAUUUGUAAUGUCUCAUUGGUGCAUAGAACCUACUUUUUCCUUCUAUUUAAAGGUGGCGAUCCAGCUGAUUCUAUUUACAUGGAGGUAGAGUUCAGGAGACUAUCCUUCCUCAGGGACUCAUUUUCUCAAGGAAACCAAACCGUGGAAAAUGGCCAAACACUGACACCAGCAUUGAGUCUGAAGGCGCUUCACCGGGAGAGGCAAAUGUUGUGCAGAGAAAUGCAGAAGAGGCUCUCAAGGAAACAAAGAGAGGCCCUAUUCACAGAAUGGGGCAUUGAAUUGGAUUCUAACAAUAGGAGAUUGCAAUUGGUUCACCUUCUAUGGAAUGAUACAAAAGAUAUGGAUCACAUAACAAAGAGCGCGACCGUUGUUGCAAAACUUGUUAACUAUGUAGAACCAGAUCAGGCCUCCAGAGAGAUGUUUGGUCUUAAUUUCACUCCACGCCACGAUGCUCGAGCGACCUUGGAGACAAAGAAUGAAGGUUGUUUCAUAAUGUAAGCUGCUCGCUAAUUGUUGUACAGAUUAUGUUGUAUUCUUUGUUCCUUACUUGGAUAUUUCGAUGUUACUCGAUCUAUAUCGAUUAUUAAUUUAAUUGUAAGGAAUGUGCCACUACGUGGACUUAUUCAUUGUGUAA